Messenger RNA from Cephus cinctus (wheat stem sawfly), 4286 nucleotides. RefSeq names its product serine/threonine-protein kinase 10. Gene Ontology annotation, biological process: peptidyl-serine phosphorylation; peptidyl-threonine phosphorylation. Lineage: Eukaryota; Metazoa; Arthropoda; Insecta; Hymenoptera; Cephidae. The transcript has 9 exons. The record is from RefSeq and is a predicted model, not a curated record. The coding region runs from base 1607 to 3763 and encodes 718 amino acids. Gene Ontology annotation, molecular function: ATP binding; protein serine/threonine kinase activity.
CCUUGCCGAUAUUCACUGUGUACAUACAGCGUAAAGAAACACGUGCUAGUCUAAUAUUACAAUAUCGUAGCUGCCAAGUCUGUCUGCCUUGAAAUUACGGAAUUUCAAGCUCUUCGGUACGAGAUACGAGUAUUUGAAUACGUUGCCCGAGUGUUACGGUUCUCGUCCAAGGUGAAGCAAAUAAAUUAUUUUGAUAGGUUUACGGGCACUGCGAAAAUAACGCGUUCAUUUCACGAGCACCAAGUGAAAUGACGGAUUCGUGUAAAUUGCGCUUGAAAAUCUCAGGAUCGCUAAUGGUAACCUCUGACUUUGAAGGCAUGUCAAAAUUAUCAUUAAUUUAAUUUAAAUUUAUUCCUUUGACUUGACUGGAGACGCAAUUGUUUCACAUCAUGAAAUCCUACAAGCACACUCGACUAGCUAUUGCAAAAUAAUCGAUUGUGGAAUCGCACUCGUCGUUAUUCAUGAUGGCAUCCAUAGAAAAUACUAACAAAGAGAUCGUCACAGUGACUACACCGAGUCUCUUAAGAUAAAGAAAUCUUAACUGGGAUCAUCAUAAGCGUUUGACGCUCCUGUUCUGCGAAUUGAGGGUAGACAAUUUUCAUGGAUCUAAGUCCGUCUCUCUGUGCUUUCAGCUCGGAAACUUUUCAGGGACGUGUCUGAAACUUUAGGCACCCUAAAAAUGAUUGUGCCUCUCUUUUUCGAAAAUAUUCAUUUUUCACCAAGUCAACUGAGAAAGAAUAAUGACUUUAGAGAGUAUACGAGUGUAAUAUAGAUAAUCAAUGAUCUAUAAAUAGAAAAAGGAUCAGACACGUGGAAUUGAUACUCUGCCAAAAAACAGCUCAUGCAUCGUAUAAUCCAAUUGGAUUGAUACAAUGCAAUUAAUAAGUCAUUGGCUGAGAGUGAGGAAACGUAGAUGAUAUCCAAGAGGAGAAUAUUGAAAUUACUCGUGGAGGAGUCCAUCUUACGUGGUUGGGCCAUCGUUGACGUCGACGUCGACGGAGCAACUCGGCCAAGCCGGCCCGACGCCAAAAUCAGCUCAGUCGCUUUCCGGUCGGUGUUUUAUAAAUACUGCAGACAGCCGCGAGUGCACCGAACACCAAAUCCUCGUGAAAUACUGAUAUCCGUUCGUUGAGGAACGUGAUAGGAGCUGAGACCAGGAAUACAGUGGAUACAGUGAAACUGUUGAUAUUCAACAUUUUUAAAACCACCAGCUUAACAUGGGAUGAAAUACCAGAUGAUGUCACCCAAUUUUUUUUGAGACUCCUAUGAACAUCUUUCAAAGAAAAAAAGAAUAAUUGAUCUCUCUUCUCUUGUGAACCAGGAUUGUUGCAGCUGUCUGAGAAUUUCCACCGUUGAAUUCUUGGGCGAAUCGAGGGUUCGCGGCUUGGCCAGAAGCCAGUGAUAUCAGACACAACUGAUAUUGCAAAAAAGGAUGCUACAUUUUUCAUGUACCAAGGAUCAAGGAUCGACCAACAGGACCAACUGACACCUCAUUACAUGCAAGAGGAGCUUUGAUACAACAUUGAAUCUUGAACCUGUACAACAACAUGAACAAUUUCCUGGCUGAUUUUGAUUGGAAUUUCAUUAACUGAAGGAAAGCAGAAGAAUGAGUUUAACCAAGAAAGCAAUAGGUGGUUCAAUCCACAGGAUACGUGAAUUCGAAUUGGAGAAGGUGAACCUUGCCGAUGAGUUCGACAUCCUGCAAAUCGUGGGCGAGGGAUGGUUCGGCAAGAUACUAUUGACUGAGCAUCGCAGCACGCAGACGGAGAUGGUACUGAAAGCACUGCCUAAGGCAUAUACAGGAAUUUCGGAUUUCUUUCGGGAAUUUCAUUACGGUCUUCAUUUGUCAGCGCAUCGUAAUAUCAUAACGACAUACGACGUAGCUUUCGAGACUGCAGGGUUCUACGUCUUUAGUCAGGAAUACGCACCCUUGGGCGAUCUGACUUCGAAUGUCACUGAAACUGGUCUCGGCGAAUUGCACGCGAAGAGAGUAGCCAGGCAAUUGGCUGCGGCUGUUCAACAUAUACACAGUAGAGAACUGGUACACAGGGAUAUCAAGUUGGAUAAUAUAUUAGUGUUUAAGAGUGAUUUUUCAAGGAUCAAAUUGUGCGACUUUGGAGAGACUAGAAGAGUCAAUACUGUUGUCAGGAGACACAAUGAGUGGUUGCCGUAUUCGCCGCCUGAAGUAUUGCAGAUCGAUACAGAUGAGACUUACAAGGCACUCACUGCACACGAUGUCUGGCAAUUUGGAAUCGUGCUAUUCGUGUGUCUGACGGGUUGUUUGCCAUGGCAGAAAGCUGCUUCCGAUGACCCCAGGUACACCAGGUAUCAAAAUUGGCACUCGGCUACGUUAAAUAUCGCCAAGAAGCCAAAGCUCUUUCAACUAAUCAGUUCCCGCGCCCAGAGGAUGUUCAAAAGACUACUUGACCCCAGGAUUGAGAAGAGACCCACAACAGUGUUUGAAGUGAAUAAAUACUUGGAGGAUAGGUGGUUGGCAAAAUUGGGAGCCGAGAAAGCACUGAAUGGUGGCGUCGAUGAAAGAGAUGAACUCUGCCCAUCCAUGUACAGCUUUCACAGUUCAUUAGAGGAGAAGAAUCAGCUUCUCUUCACUCUAACGCAAUACGGCAUCGAGACUACAGUGGACAGAUCGAAGAAGAAGGAUCGAAUCAGAGAGUGGAUCCAGUCCAGCGCGAUAAUAGAGGAGAACGAGGAAGAGUCUGAUUCGGAGUUGCACGAGGAUGAUGAAGAAGUCAAUAUGAAAGGGAAGCACUUCCCAGAAAGGCGAGAAAGUUCAAGAGUGACAAAUAAGAAGGAAGAGAGCAGGAAUCGCGGCGAUGAGCGUCGAACGAAGACGGAUGUCAAACCAGCUGCUACUAAGCCCACAGAGAGAAGGAAUCCAUUUGCUCCUCAAGUAGCACAGGAGCGUCAAGUUGUGGCGCAGUACGCAAGUUUUCCAAACGGCGACCCCAACUUGGCGUUUAAGCCUAACGGCGUGCCUGCUAAAGAAACAAUAUCCAACGAGGAGUAUCCGGUGGGUGAUGUCUAUGAUCAUUACGCCAAUAGAAGAACGGGACAAAGUAAGGUUGUUCCAGAAGUAUCAAGAGAGAGUCCCAGUAAUGACACCCCAAGGGAAUAUCGUUCAAAGAUCAUCAAGAGCGACUCGAUCGAGACCAAUGACAGUUCCAAGAAUGGUCAGGGCACAAACUCUUCAGGAAACAGUGCCAGCACUUCUGUGGAUGGUUCAGUGGCGCUCACGAACUUGAGUCCCAAUACGUCUACAGCAAAUAGUUACGUCUCUGACGUCGUUGCGCUGUCAAGUAAUUCAAAUGACACUUUGGAAGAGUCUCCGGUCGAGACGCGAAGUCCUCAGGCUCCAACGAGGAAGCAUCGUUCUCACACGGCGCCAUUUCCUAGUGCAAACGUCACAGGGACUUCGAGUAAGUUGGUUCCUGCAAAACGGAGUCAAAGUGCUAAAUUACCAUCUAUCAGACCAACGGUACCGGUACAGUCCAUGAAUCCACUUACAAUGUCAGUGGCGUCGCAAUUAGUAAUGCAGAGUUUCAAUUCGUUGCAAGCGAUGAACGUCGCUCUGCCAAAUUUCACAAACCAGAAGGAGGACGUCGAUAAAGCUUCCCCGGCUACGACGGCGACUUAUGGGAAAGACGCCUAUGAGCAUUACGGUAUAGCUCAGGGUGUCGUUAUAAAAAUGGAAGCGAAGCACAGAGGAUCCACCGGAAGCGGAAGCAGAUCGGCCAGUAAUUGAACAGACUUGAAGGUCCUACAUACCAUUGAGAACCGAUCGUGCGAACGGGGGACCAGAACCUUAACUCGGUGGACGUCAACGACAGACUGAUAUUAACGUGUGAACGCGAAUCGGGAUUUUCUUCCUUAAAACUGUAUUCGUAUUAUUCGUGUGAACACUUUGAAGUAAAGCUUUUAAAAGAAAAACAAAAAAUCGCCACCAGUUCAUUACUCUCGACCUACAAGAUUUCCAAGGAAUUCCUAGAUGGCACCAAAAGCUCAAAUGCACUGUCGUUAACGUGAACCGCAUUGUUACAGCACUGGGAAAGUCCUCAGCGGCCGCUCUGCGUUAUCAUCCGUACCGAAAGUCGGUACAAGUUUAUCGAAAAGUCCAAAAGAUUCCACUGACAAUGAGUUUCAGACGAUAGAAUCGAGCCUGGAGAAAGCAUCGGCAUUGCCUUCGGAAAGAUGAAGUAAGGAAAGGUCGUUUAAGCGAAGCAAAACAAGGUUCUGCAGAAUGAAAAGGCGAACGUGCGUGCACGCGA